Molecule: messenger RNA, 1997 nt
Organism: Archocentrus centrarchus (flier cichlid)
Lineage: Eukaryota; Metazoa; Chordata; Actinopteri; Cichliformes; Cichlidae
Gene: tspan18b
Product: tetraspanin 18b
Exons: 9
Coding region: 335-1111 (258 amino acids)
Cellular component (GO): plasma membrane
Source: RefSeq, a predicted model, not a curated record
AACUGUUUGCAUACCAGUCUCCCCUCAACACUGCGUGCGUGUCUAAAUUGGGAUCGCUGAUCUCGGAGCGGUGGAUUUUUAAUAGUUGGACGCACGUUUCACUCCGGCGGACAUCCUGACUGAUCCCUUUUCAUUUUGUUGUUGUUUUGUUUCACCUGAAUACGCAGGUUGCAAUCAGUAGUAGCAGAUUUCACAAAUAGGCUUUUAGUAACAGAAAAAACAGCGUGUCACAGCCUGAGGUUUCGGCACUGAGCCCAUGAAAACAGGAGAGGAGAGGAAAGUGAGAGAAGUCAUCAGCUCCACCUGAACAAAGACGAGGAACAAGCAGAUACACAUGGGGCAGGGAGAGGCUUCGGCACGAGGGACAACCAUGGAGGGGGACUGUCUCAGCUGCAUCAAGUACCUCAUGUUUGUCUUCAAUUUCCUCAUCUUUCUGGGGGGCUCUUUCCUCCUCGGAGUGGGAGUGUGGGUACUGGUGGACCCCACAGGGUUCAGGGAAAUCGUAGCGGCCAACCCCCUGCUAUUCACCGGUGUCUACAUCAUUCUUGGUAUGGGAGGCAUGCUCUUUCUUCUCGGCUUCCUGGGCUGCUGUGGAGCCAUCCGUGAAAACAAGUGUCUGCUCCUCUUUUUCUUCAUGCUCAUCCUCCUGAUCUUCUUAGCAGAGUUGGCUGCUGCCAUCCUAGCCUUCAUAUUCCGGGAGCAUCUGACCAGAGAGUACUUCACCAAAGAGCUGAAGAGACAUUACCAGGGCUACAACAACAGUGACGUCUUCACCUCCACAUGGAAUGCCAUCAUGACUACAUUUGACUGCUGUGGGGUGAACAGCCCAGAGGAUUUUAAGGACAGCCUGUUCAGGAUGAUCAACCAAAAUCAUGUGGUGCCAGAAGCCUGCUGCCAGCGUGCCAGUCAGCCUGCCGAGUCAGCCUAUAUCAGCCAGGAGCAGUGCUUAUCAGGCAAUAUGAUGUUCCGCAAUAAUAAGGGUUGUUACUCUGCAGUAGUCGACUACUUUGAACUGUACAUCUAUGUGGCUGGAGCCCUGGCCAUUGUGGUGCUAACCAUUGAGCUUUUUGCCAUGGUUUUUGCAAUGUGUCUCUUCAGGGGAAUCCAGUAGAGCUGCUCCAUCCAUGAACUCUUUUUUUCUUUGUUUGUUUUGUUUUAAAAAAAAAAAAAAAAAAAGGGAAUUCAGGAGAAAAGAAAAAAAAUGGACAUUUGUAAAUUUGUGGAUCUCUUUUUCUAUUGGCUAAUUGGUAGAAAAACAAACUCUUGUACUUCACAGCUGGACUUUUGAGGUACUGGGUGAUUAAAAAAAUACACACACACAUAUAUAGAGACACACAAACCAUUGACAAAGUGGGAGACUAGAGAGAAAACUGAUGUAAAAACAUUUGUGUGCAAAGUGGAAACAGUAAUUUGUGGACCAGGUCUAGGGCAGACUGGGUGUAAAGUGGACCGGGGGAUGAGGACCAGGUGAAGCCUGAGCAGAAGGCACUGCACUGACUUUUGGAUGAAGAAUAUUUAUAUUAAGUAAAGUUGGCUUGACUGUAAAAAAAAAAAAAAAAAAAAUGUGUUUCUUGUAAACUCUGGCUGUUAUCCUUCCCCCUUUCAUACUGUAAACUGUAAUAACCUUCCUCCACAUGCCUUUUUUUUUACAGCCACACUUCUUCAAUGCUGUAUUAUAUAAGCUCUGUUUAUUUGUGUGUGUGUGUGUGUGUGUGUGUGCGCGCGUGCGUGCGUGUGCGUGUGUGUGUGUGUGCGCAUAUGUAUAUACUGGAUGCUCUUUAUGAAUGUGUAUGAGCCUAUUUGUAUGCAUGUGAGCUUGUGGCUCUCCAAGAUCUCUCCCAAGCUUCAAAGCCAGUUUCUCUCAUUUUUUUUUUCUGUUUGUAUGGUGAUGUUUUAUUGCAUUAGUGGUUAAAUGUGGUUCUUGGUGGUGAAAUGUAUGUGUAUGCAUUUGUAUUAGAUUCUUGAAAAGUAAAUUACAUAAAUGGCAUUUUACCUGA